Molecule: messenger RNA, 2451 nt
Organism: Daldinia caldariorum
Lineage: Eukaryota; Fungi; Ascomycota; Sordariomycetes; Xylariales; Hypoxylaceae
Product: fungal-specific transcription factor domain-containing protein
Exons: 2
Coding region: 1-2451 (816 amino acids)
Biological process (GO): DNA-templated transcription; regulation of DNA-templated transcription
Cellular component (GO): nucleus
Molecular function (GO): DNA binding; zinc ion binding; DNA-binding transcription factor activity, RNA polymerase II-specific
Source: RefSeq, a predicted model, not a curated record
AUGCGUCCCCCGAUGCGAUCCAGCAUUGCUUGUACGCGAUGCCGGAAGAGUAAAAUAAAAUGUGAGAAUAUUAACGGCGUCAGCCCUUGCGAGGGUUGUAUCAAGACGGGAAAGCAUUGUGUCUUCUCACCGCCCGAAACCGCACCACCGAAAAGAGCUGAACCACCUACCGGUGCUAGACAAGAACGAGACGGAGGAUCUGAUAGGAAAAAGCUUAAAAAGAUAGACGAAAUAUCGAAAGGUGAUAAUCAAAAAGCGAAUGUUUACGCCGAAGAGGUUCUUUCCGCACCUUUCUUAACUGAAGACCUAUGGGAGCAAGUACUAGAUCUCUAUAAAUUGCAUUUUGCCCCCGAGCUUCCCUUUUUACAUUUACCGACGAUGAAGGAGAAAUUGGGGCGCAAGUUCAAGAAUCCGCAGCCAGAGAGUAACCCGGAGUUAAAUUUGGUACUACUUGGCGUCCUUACUCUUACCGCUCGUUUUCACCCAGACCUCGUCAAAUACCUCGCCCAUAUCUGCAGUAAUCAGCCCGGAAACGCCAGGAGUAGGCCGGUUCAGACGCCUCUUGAUCCCACUGCAGCAUCUGAAUAUUAUGCCGACGUUCUUACCAUGGCCUUGGGUCCGAUACGAACGGCGAUGAAAACCGCUUCCAUCGAGAGGGUGGCCGCCUUGCUUAUGUUGGGAUUAUACGACUGGAGUCAAACGCAGCCUAGUGCAGGAGGGCUCGGUGCCUGGAUGUACGUCGGCCUUGCCAUUAGAAUGGCGCAGUAUUUAAGGCUUGGGUUUAAUGAUUUUCCCGAUUCAGGAGAUGUUCGACCUGGAUCUAUCGAAUUCCAGCGAAAGUCCCAGAUUGCGUUAAGGAAAGAAAUUUCGAGACGGACAAUGUUCAGCUGCUUCAUUCUGGAUCGUAUGCUUUCUUGCGGCAAAGAACGGGUGUCCAUGAUACAAUCGGAGGAUAUACGAAUUCAACUUCCAUGCUCUGAGGAUAAAUUUGAUUUAGCGAUGGAAGUCCCCACGGGCUUCCUCAAAGAUAAAGGACGACAUGGUAUGUACGACAGUGUGCUCGCUCGGUUCAUUCAGUUGGUGGACAUAUGGGGAGAGAUUUCGAAAUUUAGUUCGUCGGGCGGUCGCCUCAACCCAAAGGAAAAGGAGCACCCGCCAUGGACCAAAGAGAGCACUUAUUAUAAGCUUUCUCAGAAACUUGACGAGUUCGAUGCGGAACUUCCGGACACUUUUACGUUUUCGCGGUCCAACUACUUCAAGCAUGAGAACCACCAGGCAUCCAGCGUGUACGUGCUGUUGCACAUGCUCAGGUGUCUCUGCUUAAUCAUGCUGAACCGAGAAUAUAUUCCCUUCGUACCUAUCCGGUGCAACAAGCCAGUUGGGCCUCUCGACAGUCCAAUCUUUCACGAGGAAAAGUUCGGGUUGCCUCCUAAAGAGUUUUGGAUAGACAGUGCGAUACAGGUAUUUAAAGCGGCCCGUGGGAUUAUUGACCUAAUUGAAAUAUGCCAGAGGAAGGACAAGUUGCCCCAAUCAACCAUAGUCCUCUUCGCAAUCUGGACCGCCUCUUUUGUAGGGUUAUACGCCGAACACUUCCCUCAUAUGGACACCGAAAAACAUAUGUUGGAGUACGACUUUAAAGAUCCGCGGCAGCCCGAAUCUACUACGCCCGAAGUAUGCAGGCGAGGGUCGGUGGCGUUCGCGUUCGUGACGCUUCAGAAGAUGUCCACGUGGCUCAAGAUGGCAUCUACGUACGUGAGGGUUUUGCGGCAGAUGGACAAGUAUUUCGAGAAUAUCAAAGAGGAUUUUCAUAAGUUCUCGGUGAAGAACCGCGGAAGCGGGGAAACAUCGACCAGGCUUCGCGAAGGCGGUCGCGGCGCAGCGCUCGAAGAGUACCAGGGUAUGUCGGGGAAGCUGAAGGACUUUGGGUUCGUCCGGAGGGAGGCUGAGAAUAUCGAGAGCCCGCACCGGAAAUCGCCCGGUGCGGAGGCUCCGGAUACAUCGUCUGCCAUGAGUAAAACACCGAAAACUGCUCCGCCCGGAUCUUUUACGGCUAUUAAUCACGCUCCAGCAAUGCCACCGCCGGACGCCGGACGAGCAUUCACCAACGAGGCGGGCUAUCCGACGCCUCACCCCGAGGUGUACUCCGUCCCCUGGCAAAACCACAACAGCCCGUCUCAGCUACAGCCGCAGCAACUACCGCCGCACGCGUACGCCACGUCGGAGGAACCGUCAGAUACCACGACCAUCACUCCCGAGAUUCACGAUCGGGACUUCUGGGACACGUUCAAAAAGGAAGAGCCGCGCCGUAUCGGCACGCUGGGGGACCUCGGCUUCUUCUCGAGCGGGCAUUCCCAGCUCCCCGAGGACGACAUGCCGUUCGGAGACUGGACGUAUACGCACCCCCUGGCGGAUCCGUCUUUCCAAUAUCUACAGCAGAUGGCGGACCUUUGA